UUUUAUUUUUUUACUUACAACUAGGUUAUUAAUCAAAUCGACACAGUAUGUAUUUGCGAUGUAGACUACUUGAAGGCAAGUGUACAUUCAAAUGUAUAAAAUAAAUUAUUUAUUUAUCUAUAUCAAUGAUGUAUCUUUGGAAAUUAUGCAUUUGGAUUUGUUAUUCGUACGGUCAGUCAGUGCCAGACACACACAGCCUCUGUGCAGCCACGCCCGAAAAAAUCCAAUACAUGACGACGUCGUUCAAAACUUUCGCUGUGGAUGCUGGGAGAUCAAUAACCAAGGAAGACAUUUUGGAUUUAAAACGAGCUCACUUAGUGGUUGAAGAAAAUAUGCUCCGUCGGCAACACAUUCUAACUAAUGAUAAAUGGUAUCGUCAGAUGGGUUUGUUUGUCAGCAAUGAAAUGGCGUCGUUCUUGUGAAAAAUUCAACGCAUUUAUCCCAAACCAUAUCGCCGCGCUCAUCUGCGAAUUCUGUUAGGAUAGGUUUCUUGCUGGCUCAGCUGUGUGUAUGUACACCGAGAAGGCUCCUAUAAUUCCUGGCUGUCCUACGAGGAAUUAACCAAUUUAGCCUCUAAGUCCACCAGGCAAUGUCCAUAAUGGUGUACCCCAGGGAGGACCGUCUGGAGAAGCUGUCCCAGGAGGAGAUCAUCUCUAGCACCAAGCUGGUGAUCCAGGGCCUGGAGGCGCUGAAGAGCGAGCACAACUCCAUCCUGCACAGCCUGCUGGAGACCAUCCGCUGCCUGAAGAAGGACGAAGAGGCCAACCUGGUGCACGAGAAGUCCAGCCUGCUGCGCAAGUCAGUGGAGAUGAUCGAGCUGGGGCUGGGCGAGGCGCAGGUGAUGAUGGCCCUGUCUGCCCACCUGAACGCUGUAGAGUCGGAGAAGCAGAAGCUGCGUGCCCAGGUACGUCGGCUGUGCCAAGAGAACCAGUGGCUGCGAGACGAGCUGGCGGGCACCCAGCAAAAGCUGCAGAAGAGCGAGCAGAGUGUGGCCCAGCUGGAGGAGGAGAAGAAGCAUCUGGAGUUCAUGAACCAGCUCAAGAAGUACGACGAGGAUGUGUCCCCUACUGAGGAGAAAGAUGGAGAGCCUCCUAAAGAUACACUGGACGACCUCUUCCCCAAUGAUGAGGAGGACAGUCAAGGAAUGCCUCACCAGCAUAACAGUGCAGCGGUGGCCGCAGCCCAGCAGGGUGGCUAUGAGAUCCCAGCCCGCCUGAGGACCCUCCACAACCUGGUGAUCCAGUACGCCUCCCAGGGCCGCUAUGAGGUGGCCGUGCCCCUCUGCAAGCAGGCUCUGGAGGACCUGGAGAAGACAUCCGGACACGACCACCCUGACGUGGCCACCAUGCUCAACAUCCUGGCCCUGGUCUACAGGGACCAGAACAAAUACAAGGAGGCGGCUCACCUGCUCAAUGAUGCACUGUCUAUCCGGGAGAAAACCCUUGGGAAAGACCACCCUGCGGUGGCUGCGACACUGAACAAUCUGGCAGUGUUGUAUGGCAAGAGGGGGAAGUACAAGGAAGCUGAGCCCCUUUGCAAGAGGGCUCUGGAGAUCAGAGAGAAGGUGCUGGGCAAGGACCAUCCUGAUGUGGCCAAGCAGCUGAACAACCUGGCCCUGCUGUGUCAGAACCAGGGCAAGUAUGAAGAGGUGGAGUACUACUACUGCCGUGCCCUGGAGAUCUACGAGCGCAGGCUGGGCCCUGACGACCCCAACGUGGCCAAGACCAAGAACAACCUGGCUUCGUGUUACUUGAAGCAGGGGAAGUACAAGGAGGCGGAAAUCCUUUACAAAGAGAUUCUCACCCAAGCUCACGAGAAGGAAUUUGGAUCCGUGGAUGCUGAGAACAAGCCCAUCUGGGUGCAUGCCGAGGAGCGGGAGGAGUGCAAGAGCAAAGACGGCUAUGGAGAUUAUGGCGUCUGGUAUAAGAAUUGCAAGGUGAACAGCCCCACUGUCAACACCACUCUGCGUAAUCUGGGAGCUCUGUAUCGCCGGCAAGGCAAGAUGGAGGCCGCUGAGACCCUGGAGGAGUGUGCCUUGAGGUCCCGAAAACAGGGUGUGGUGGAGCUGCAGAGAGACGGAGACAGGAGGAGGAGCAGGGAGAGUCUGAGCAGCGUAAAAUAUGAGAGCGCCUCCGAAGCGGGGGAGGACGGCAGCGUGGACUGGAACGGGGAUGGCAGUGGGGCCCUGAGGAGAGCAGGGUCGAUGGGGAGGCUCCGGGAUGUCUUACGGCGAAGCAGCGAGAUGCUGGUGAAGAAACUACAGGGGAACGGUCCCCCCGACCCACGCAACCUCCAUAUGAAACGAGCUGCCUCUCUGAACUAUUUGAACAAGAGCAGUGGUGACAACGACUCCUUUCAGAGUCCAGCAGGUGAUAGGAGGCUAAGGCAGAGCAGGAACCUGAGUUCCAGUACUGUUGAGCUUUACAGUGGAACUGGAAACUGAACACACACACUCCCAACAGUUUUUCCAAAUAUGAAGUUGUUUAAUUUUCACUUGUGCCAUUCUAAACCUAAAUUUUGUAGUUUCCAUUCCUACAUUUAAACACUGUUUAAUGUUAUUGCUGCUUUGUAGACUUUCUGUAGAAUUCAAAAAAAUAUAUUGUAAAAAUGUGCUUGGUUGUAAUGUCAUUGAUAUAUUGUGAGAUCAGACAGCGAGAAUCCUUACUGCUUGGAUUGGUUUGAUACAAAUCCCCUUUAAGGUGCUCUGUGCAAUCAGACACUCAGGGCUCAAUACACUUAUUGUGGACCCAUAGUGUUUCACAUGGAGACCAAGCAUAGCUCGUUAUUAGCUAUUAUUCACUAUACCUGCAGAUUCUGAAGGCAUGGUGGGUCAGUACUCUUCCCAAAUCAGAGAGGAUUAUUAUUUUCAAGAGCUGUCCGAUUCCGCCAUGACACUUCUUUUUACACGGGUUCCUCCCCUUUCCAUAACCAUGAACAUACUCGCUACUGUAGUUAAAUAGUACUUAAGUCAUGAAGAUGGUAUUCAUGAAUAUAGAAUCAAAUAUAUCUGCCUCCUAAAGGGGUACCUCACCUAAUAAAAAUGUACAUGAAGAAAAUAGUCGAUGGAACCAGAUAUUUCUUGUUUAUAUAGCUACUACAGCUUAGCCUUGAGCAUUGUUGAGUGUAAAACCAUUUAAGUGGUGCUAGGACUCCUGUUUUGCUUGUUGGGGGAGGGGGGGGGGCAGCUACUGAAAUUAACCUAAAUCUAAGUACUUACUCAGUAAAGGCCAAAUUCCAUGAUGUAAUUAUCAUUUUUAGGUUAGAUGGUAACCACAUGUUGACCUGGUUAUUUUAAAUUUCUUCAGGCACUGUAUAAGAAACUUAAACAGUAAUUAUUUAUCUCAGGGUCUGGGAUUGAGUGUUUCCCAAAGCUAUACUUUCCAAUGCUGUAUCAAUUCAUGCAAUACACUCUUCGAACAAAGGGUUCUUCGGGUGUCUCCAUAGAAGAAACCUUUUUGGUUCCUGGUAGAACUAUUUUGGGUUCCAUGUAGAACCCUCUGUGUAAAGGGUUUUACAUGGAACUCAGAAGGGUUCUACUUGGAACCAAAAGGGGUUCUUGAAAGAUUUAUUGUAUGGGGACAGCCAAAGAACCCUUUUAGGUUCUAGAUAGCACCUUUUUUUCUAUGUGUGUAACUAAGCCAUGUCUUCCCUGGUCUUGAUCUGUUUGUGCUCUUGCCCACAGUCUAGCCUCACAGCAUAAUGGUCAUGUUUGGCAUUAUAGCACAAACAGACUGGCACAGGCUAAGGCUAACUUUCUAUGGAUGUCAAAAUGUUCCAAUGUUGAAGAGGGGAGGCUCAUUUUCUCUAUAGCUUUUCCUCCCUAAGAACGUUGGAGAGACACAAAGGAAAACAUUUGUUUUCAUUCAGCCAUGCAAGAGAUGCAUUCCAUUAGAUCUAUUUACCAGUUGUAGCACAGAUAGUAAAUUAUAUAAUGAAAAAUGAUUAUAAUCAUGUUUUAUUGAGUUUAUGAAUCAGUCAUAUGAAUGUAGUAUUGCACUAAAAAGAUCAUUAGGCUUGAAUUGUGAAUAUAUUUUAAUAUUUGUUUAAAUAUGAUUUAAAUAUUUUUCACUUCGGUGCUAUAUAUGUGUUAAUAUAUAUGUAGAUCAGAAGGUUUUUCAUAUUCAGAUGACUCAAUGUUUAAAGGGUAUUUUAGUGGUGUAAAACUGAAUGUUAACCAUUUUCAGGUUGUGAUAUUCUUCUCAUGCAAUCAUUUUCAGUCAGAAUUCCUUCAUUGAAUGUAAAUAAACCCUUAAUAAAACAGC
Molecule: messenger RNA, 4262 nt
Organism: Oncorhynchus masou masou (cherry salmon)
Lineage: Eukaryota; Metazoa; Chordata; Actinopteri; Salmoniformes; Salmonidae
Product: kinesin light chain 1-like
Exons: 16
Coding region: 590-2443 (617 amino acids)
Biological process (GO): microtubule-based movement
Cellular component (GO): cytoplasm; kinesin complex
Molecular function (GO): kinesin binding
Source: RefSeq, a predicted model, not a curated record